Molecule: messenger RNA, 1095 nt
Organism: Moesziomyces antarcticus
Lineage: Eukaryota; Fungi; Basidiomycota; Ustilaginomycetes; Ustilaginales; Ustilaginaceae
Product: NAD P-binding protein
Exons: 1
Coding region: 1-1095 (364 amino acids)
Biological process (GO): steroid biosynthetic process
Molecular function (GO): 3-beta-hydroxy-Delta5-steroid dehydrogenase (NAD+) activity
Source: RefSeq, a predicted model, not a curated record
AUGCCAGCUAUUCAGCCAAACGACCACGUCCUUGUCACCGGAGGCUCGGGCUUCAUUGCAGUCUGGUGCGUCUACCAGCUCCUCGAGCGAGGCCACAAGGUCCGCACCACCGUUCGAUCCGACGCCAAGGGCAAAUACCUCCAAGACCUCUUCAAGAAGUAUGGCGACCAGCUCAGCUUUGUCAUCGCCGAGGAUCUUGAGAAGCAAGGUGCCUUCGACGAUGCCGUCAAGGGUGUCGACGCCGUGCUCCACACUGCUUCACCGUUCCACUUCAACAUUGACGGCGAUCCCAGGGGAACGCUCAUCAACCCCGCCGUCAACGGCACGCGCAACGUCCUCACCUCCAUUCACAAGCACGGCAAGGAUGUGAAGCGCGUCGUCAUCACCUCGUCCUUCGCGGCCAUCCUUGAUUCGACCCGCAAAGGCCACAUUGUCUACACCGAAAAGGACUGGAACAUCUCGAGCGUCGAAAACGUCGAAAAGCAGGGCAAGGAUCAGGAAGGUCCUGACGCUUAUCGCGCUUCGAAGACCAUGGCUGAGCGUGCUGCUUGGGAAUUUGUCGAAGAGAACAAGCCCACGUGGGACUUGGUCACCAUCAACCCGCCUCUCGUUCUGGGCCCCAUCCUGCACCAGGUUGCCGCUCCUGAGAAGCUCAACACCUCGGUCGGAUUUGUGUGGGGCCUCUUGCAUGGCUCCAAGAAGGAGGACGAUCUCCUCGCUCCCUCUGGCAACUGUGUUGACGUUCGCGAUGUAGCCUAUGCGCACGUCGAGGCACUUGUGCGUGCGGACGCGGGUGGCAACCGUUUUGCCACUUCGCUUGGGCCCUUUGUUUGGCAGGACGUGGCCGACGUCAUCCACGCUGACAACGCCGUUCCAUCCGAGUGGAAGAAGCAGGUGCCUCAAGGCAAGCACGGCGAGGGCUCUUCGGUCAAGCAAAACGAAUUGGACGGAUCCAAGGCCACCCGCGUAUUGGGUCUACGCUACAUUCAGAUGCAGGACGUCGUCAAAGACAUGGUCGCCAGUCUCGCCGACUACGAGAAGCGCGGCUGGUCCGGUGUGCCCAGCGAUCACCUUCUCUCCCUGACCAAGCAUUAG